Molecule: messenger RNA, 1344 nt
Organism: Bombyx mandarina (wild silkworm)
Lineage: Eukaryota; Metazoa; Arthropoda; Insecta; Lepidoptera; Bombycidae
Product: homeobox protein Hox-B5a-like
Source: RefSeq, a predicted model, not a curated record
AUGUCCUCGGCAGCUACAACUAACCGUGUGAGUGAUAUGUGGAACAAUUAUGUAAAUACCAGUGAUCCUAAUUCAAAACAAUCAAAAGUGUAUAAUUAUAAACAAUAUCCAACGAUGGCAAAUAAUUACUAUAAUUACCAAAAUUAUUAUCCACAUAAUGGGUGUUACGGUAAUGUGUUAAGUGCUAAUUGUAGUGAGAAGCUUUGCGGGACUCCUACAGAAGGUAUAGUAAAAUCAGAACCGAAUUGGCACGGAUAUUCGGCUAAUCUACAAACUGGAAGCAACGGUAUGGACGCAAUAAAAAAAUGGCAAGAAAUGAAUCAGUAUACACAACAGCAAUAUGGUAACUACAAUUAUAAUCAAACAAACAUGCUUUGCAAUACUAGUGUAGUUGAAAAGGUUACUGAUGUGCGGUCAAUGAACUCACCAGGACAAUGCAGUAUUUCAGAAAACUACGGCUCUCCGCAAAGCGUAACCAGUGAUUUUAAAUCUAUAAGCCCCCUAGGAGAUGAUUCUCCUCAUUUGCGAGCUCUAUUGACAAAGCCGAAAACAAAAAGUCAAAAUCAACCAUAUUUUCCGGCAUGCGAUAAUUCCUCUACACGUGAAAUUUCGCAGCAAGUUCCAUACGUUGAAAAUAAUAAUUGGGAAAAAAAUAAUGAAACAACAUCUGGGAAGGAAUGCAAUUUGUCGCAAUUUCAUGGUGGAUUCCAAAAAGUUGACGAUCAAACGUCAAUCAAGAAAGAUGCCGUGGGUGGAGCGCCUUCGCCGAACGAAGUCGCACAGUCAUCGAUGGGUGCCGCGGAGCCUUGUCAGGAUACUAUGACGAGGGUCCAAGCAGGCGGGGAUAAUGCGGAUUAUACUGAGAACAAAAUGGCCGCUGCUCCCGAAGUGCAAGCAUAUUAUCCUUGGAUGAAAGGAGUCAGUGGGGAUACUAAAAAGGAAGGUUCAAAAAGAACAAGACAGACUUACACCAGAUUUCAAACACUAGAGUUGGAAAAAGAGUUUCACUUCAAUAAAUACUUAUCUAGACGACGAAGGAUCGAAGUGUCACAUGCAUUAGGAUUGACAGAACGUCAAAUCAAGAUUUGGUUCCAGAAUCGGAGAAUGAAAGCGAAGAAAGACGGAAAACUUACCACUUCGCCGGAACCCUUCGCUUUAGAUGAUAUCGGUGCUACGAAGUUAGGUAACAAUGUAUCUGAAUACAUAGAUCCGCGGCAACAAAUUGGUUUGCCAGAAUAUCCCAAUUAUCAUGCCGGUUCGGUGCAACCAAAUAUAGGUCACAUACCGGAAAAUAUGUCACAUUGCAUGAUGCCGCCAUAUGGCGGAAUGCUACCGAAGAUGUGA